Molecule: messenger RNA, 1871 nt
Organism: Indicator indicator
Lineage: Eukaryota; Metazoa; Chordata; Aves; Piciformes; Indicatoridae
Gene: TAF5L
Product: TATA-box binding protein associated factor 5 like
Exons: 4
Coding region: 16-1785 (589 amino acids)
Biological process (GO): regulation of DNA-templated transcription
Cellular component (GO): histone acetyltransferase complex; nuclear protein-containing complex
Molecular function (GO): transcription coactivator activity; protein binding
Source: RefSeq, a predicted model, not a curated record
UUUUUUUUUGAGGUCAUGAAACGUGUACGCACAGAACAGAUUCAGAUGGCAGUGUCCUGCUACCUCAAGCGCCGUCAGUAUGUGGACUCGGAAGGUCCCCUAAAACAAGGGCUGAGGCUGUGUCAGACUGCUGAAGAGAUGGCAGCUAAUCUCACAGUCCAAUCUGAAUCUGGUUGUGCCAACGUUGUGUCUGCAGCUCCCUGCCUGGCAGAGCCACAGCAAUAUGAAGUACAAUUUGGACGAUUACGCAAUUUUCUCACAGAUUCAGAUUCUCAGCACAGCCAUGAAGUGAUGCCUCUUCUGUAUCCCCUCUUCGUCUACCUCCAUCUGAACAUGGUCCAGAAUGGCCUAAAAAGCACAGUGGACAGUUUUUACAGCCGCUUCCAUGGCAUGUUCUUGCAGAAUGCCAGCCAGAAGGAUAUCAUUGAGCAGUUGCAGACUACCAUGACUAUUCAAGAUAUCCUGUCCAACUUGAAGCUUCGGGCUUUUCUGGACAACAAGUAUGUCAUCCGCCUUCAAGAGGACAGCUACAACUACCUUCUUCGCUACCUCCAAAGUGACAACAACAAUGCCCUGUGCAAAGUUUUGACCUUGCACAUUCACCUGGAUGUGCAGCCUGCGAAGAGGACUGACUACCAGCUCUAUGCUGGUGGGAGCUCCUCACGCAAUGAGAGCAAUGGCCUGGAACCCAGUGAUGUGCCAGCUUCCAUUCUGCAGAAUGAGGCGGCACUGGAUUUACUGCAGGACAGCGUUAAACGUGUCAAGGAUGGGCCCCCUUCCUUAACAACCAUCUGUUUCUAUGCCUUCUAUAACACGGAGCAAUUGCUGAACACUGCAGAGAUUUCACCAAAUAGCAAGCUGCUUGCUGCUGGGUUUGAUAAUUCGUGUGUGAAGCUGUGGAGCCUGCGUUCCAGGAAGUUGAAAUCUGAGCCCCACCUUGUUGAUGUGUCCCGCAUCCGUUUGGCUUGUGACAUCCUGGAUGAGGAGGAAGAAGAGGAUGACAGUGCAGGCACAGAAAUGAAGAUCCUGAGAGGACACUGUGGACCUGUGUACAGCACAAGGUUCCUUUCAGACAGUUCAGGACUCUUAUCUUGUUCUGAGGACAUGUCCAUCAGAUACUGGGACCUCGGAAGUUUUACAAACACUGUGUUGUACCAAGGACAUGCCUAUCCUGUCUGGGAUUUGGACAUUAGCCCCUGCAGUCUGUACUUUGCCAGUGGUUCCCAUGAUCGCACUGCAAGGCUCUGGUCAUUCGAUCGGACGUACCCACUGCGGAUAUAUGCAGGCCAUUUGGCAGAUGUAGACUGUGUCAAGUUCCACCCCAAUUCCAACUACUUAGCGACAGGCUCCACGGACAAAACUGUGCGCUUGUGGAGCACUCAACAAGGCAACUCUGUACGGCUUUUCACCGGGCACCGUGGUCCCGUGUUAGCGCUUGCAUUUUCUCCCAAUGGUAAGUACCUGGCAUCAGCAGGUGAAGACCAGCGGCUAAAGCUGUGGGACUUAGCAUCAGGAACGCUUUACAAAGAACUGAGGGGUCACACGGACAACAUAACCAGCCUUACUUUUAGCCCUGACAGCAGUUUAAUUGCUUCAGCUUCAAUGGACAAUUCAGUCCGUGUCUGGGACAUUCGGAACACUUACUGCAACGCCCCUGCAGAUGGGUCUUCCAGUGAACUGGUUGGUGUAUAUACUGGACAAAUGAAUAAUGUACUGAGCGUACAGUUUAUGGCCUGUAAUCUUCUUCUAGUGACUGGAAUUGCACAAGAAAAUCAGGAACAUUGAUUUUUUUUUUUUUCUUAGGGAAAUGGGUAGGUGUAUUGAAUGCUAGAGUCCAUUGGAAGCUGAGAUUACUGACUGUGAAACACUUC